Messenger RNA from Rhopalosiphum maidis (corn leaf aphid), 3961 nucleotides. RefSeq names its product protein O-mannosyl-transferase TMTC1-like. The transcript is spliced from 15 exons. Gene Ontology annotation, biological process: protein O-linked glycosylation via mannose. Bases 393 to 2648 code for a protein of 751 amino acids. Gene Ontology annotation, molecular function: mannosyltransferase activity; protein binding. The record is from RefSeq and is a predicted model, not a curated record. Lineage: Eukaryota; Metazoa; Arthropoda; Insecta; Hemiptera; Aphididae.
AUGCGUCAGUACUCGCUGGUAUAUCGUACUCGCUGCUACUCGGUAGUAGGUGUCGCAACUCGCAAUGUGGUGCGCAUCAGUACGGUUGUCGUCGUCCGCGCGUGGUGUGCCGUCCAACGUCGGGCGGCCCGGUAACGCGAUAUUAUGGCAAUAAUAACAAAAAUAUUAUUGUCUUAUUAAAAUAAAAUUAAAAAAAAAAAGGAAUAUCGAAAGGUCGAUUUUGUUAUUCGAUCUUUUUUUUUUUUAUCGUUACAAAAUAACAUUAAUUCGAAUCCUGUUGGUUACUCAUUAUUUUCAGAAUAAUAAUAUUACUUUUAUCGUUGUUUCGUUGCUCACCGUUUGUGCGGCGGCAUGGUUGUUGUGACGGUGGUACAGGUGGUGGCCGUCGAACGAUGAGGGGGUCACCGCAUUAUCAUAAUUACAACAACAACAACAACAACAAUAACAACAACAAUUCUCAACAGUAUCAGCAGUACCACCAAUACCAUCACGGUUACGGCGGCGGCGGCAGUGGCGUCGGCAGGCGCACCCGAUCGAAACACGGGUGGCCCGAAGUCGCUGUCGCCGUUUACGUGACCGUCGCCGUGGCCGUGACCGUGUGUUAUUGGAACGGUCUGCGCGGCGAUUUUGUGCACGACGACAUACCGGCCGUGGCCAUGAACGCCGACGUGCUGGGCACCGGCCCGCUGGCCCGCGUGGCCACAAACGACUUCUGGGGCACCCCGCUAUCGGACCACAACAGUCACAAAUCGUACCGGCCGCUGACUACGCUGACUUUCAGAUUGAAUCAUUAUUUAUUUGGACUUCAACCUGUGUGGUUUCAUGUUGUCAAUGUUAUCCUUCAUGGCAUUUGUAGUGUACUGUUUGCCCGUCUGUGCAUUUCAGUUGCUGGAUUAGAACAUAAAUAUGGACUUUUGGCUGGAAUUGUUUUUGCUGUCCAUCCGAUCCAUACAGAAGCAGUAACGGGAAUCGUUGGAAGAGCAGAUGUAUUGGCGUGUCUAUUUUUUCUAUUAUCAUUUUUAACGUAUCACGACACUCGGUGGAAACGCAGAGAACGGGUGUUACUUAGCUGUACAUUUGGAGCGUUAUCAAUGUUGGCCAAAGAAACCGGGCUAAUGGUCCUCUUAGUAAAUCUGGCUUAUGACAUAUACUCUUCAUGGGGCCAUAUUAAAAAAUCAUUGGUAGAACACAAGCAGACUGAAGAGUAUAAUUCAUUUACAAGAAGAGCUUCAAAAACUAUUGCAGCAACAGUUGCACUCCUAACGUUUCGACUAUACAUGCUUCAAGGCAGUUUACCGAAAUUUACUGAGCCGGACAAUCCUGCAGCGUUCCACGACAGCUCGAGAGUCAGAUUCCUCAGCUAUAGUUAUGUUGCUGCAUUCAACCUGUGGCUAAUGUUAUGUCCGUCGGCAUUGAGUCACGACUGGCAAAUGAAUUCAUUACCAUUGGUCAUGUCUCUGAACGAUAUCAGAAACAUCGGAACAUGUGUAGCUGCAGCAUUUUUGCUGUGGACUAUGUGCAAGAUAUUAUCCGACAUGGACGCACAAAAACAUAGUCCUCAAGUUUUGGCAGCUCUUUUACUUAUUAUCCCUUACAUUCCUGCUUCCAAUCUUCUAGUGACAGUGGGGUUCGUUGUGGCUGAAAGAGUACUUUACAUACCCAGUAUGGGACUCAUUUUGUUGUGUGUAUAUGGACUUCAAACGCUCUUGAAUCACAAAAAAUCAUCAAAGUGGGUGAUAGUAACAACGAAAUUUUUUGUGGGCUUCACACUCUUAAUAUUUGUAGCUAGAACCAUACUGAGGAACAGUGAUUGGAUGUCUAGACCGACUAUUAUUAAGGCCGGUUUGAAGACUUUGCCACACAAUGCCAAAAUGCACUAUAACUGGGCGAAUUACCAAAGGGACGUAGGGGACACGCAGACAGCUGUAAAUCACUACAGGGAGGCGUUAAGGUUAUGGCCGUCUUAUGCGAGUGCACACAACAAUUUAGGCACAUUGAUGGAAAGAUCCAGGGAUGCCGAACAUCACUUUUUAGCCGCAAUCCGAUACUCGCCAGGGCACGUUAACGCUCAUUACAACUUGGGUCAAGUCUACAGAUUGAUGAACCGGACCAAAGAUGCAGUGGCUAUGCUGGAACGAUGUCUUAUGCUAAACAACGGUUACACAGCUGCAUACUUGUUAUUGGCCAAAUUGCAUACGGGAAGCCAAACUGGGCGACUUUUAAAACACGUUGCCGCCUACCAGCCCAAAAACCCAGAACAUCAAGCGCGUUAUGCUCGUUGGCUUCGUGAUAACCGUCGUGUGGCUGAGGCUUUAAUUUAUUAUAAAAGAGCCAUGGCUGUGAAUAUGGAACACAGGGAGUCUGUUCUAGGUUUAGCCCGUGUACUUAGAGAUCGAGGGCAAAGAUCCAGAGUUUACAGACUUAUAACAUGGUGGCAGUCGACGAGACGCAGACACUCGGUGCCCGGCGGCGGUCGGAUCGUGUUCGCCGGCGAUCUCUACGUCAAGGGAUGGCAGCUGUACAAACAGGGCCAAACCACGGCACCACUACCUUCGGCUGGCGAGCCGCCACGAGGACGCAACGCCGGUGGCAAAAUGUCAAUGUGCAACGGUGUACAACUAUCCCACGUGAUGAUUCCGGGAAAGUGAUAUUGGAUUAAUAAAAAACACAUAAAGAAAUAUCGUCUUCGAUUGGUUGAUGGCGGAGAAAAACAGUCGACCAGGACUGUGGACGAGGAAAGGGCAUACGAAAUAAAAUAAACGUUCAUUAUAUAUAUUUAUAUUUAUAUAUUAUCCUAUAAUAUUAUAUAAAUAAUAAAACUGUAGCCGACGUAAAAAAAAAAAAAUAAAUAAUAAUAAUAAUUUAUGUUUAAGAAAAAAAUAAUAAUCAUUGUAUACUGAAAUAAUAUUUAUUAUGGACUUGUAUAAUAAUAUAGUGAUUUUAUUUAUAUAAAAUUGAAAUUUGCUACCGAAUAAAUCGCAUUAUGACUCGAAGUUCACAGCAGCCCUCGUACUUUGCCACCACCCUCAUCCGACAGACACUUCUACCGUCGACACCAGUCGCUGAGCACGAGAAGUUAAAAACAAAUAUGGUCAGGACAGGGGGAUCUGCUGAUAAUGGAAAUGUAACUCAAUCUAAACAAGAAACGUGUUUACUUAAGUGUGAGGCGCGCAUGUGGAGUUCAGAUAUUAUACAAAGCGUAUUACGGUCUCUCGUGCCGGGGAAAACAGUGAUAUCCUCUCUGCGGCGAAAAGAACACGACAGAAUUAUAUUUCUCCGUUUUUUUUUUUCCACUUCUAUAUAAUAUGAUGGCUGUAUAAUAUCAGAAUGUUCGCCGUAGCGCAUAAAACGAGAAAACGAAAAUCAUUUUUUCCUCUCUCCGACAGAUUACUUUUCAAAAUUAGUAUCCGUACCGUCUUGUAAACAUUUGAUUUCGUAUCAUUCGGCUUAUAAUAUAAAUUAAAAAAAUAAAUAAAUAAAUCCCCACAUCGUGGUAUUGCCAGCCGUCGGAUUUUUUUUUUUUUUUGUUUAAUGUAUUUUAGUUUUUAAACCAUUAUUGUUUUCCAGACACAAGAUUCAUCGGUCUCUUGCGCGCCCUGAACAAAUACUCGCAACUACGCCGAAACGUCAACAUAUUAAAAUCUAUUAUUUACAGGACGAGUUUGUAUUAACGAAAAUAGCAUUUUAUCAGUCAAUAUUCUUUAUUAGCACUCGUACGUUUCUAUGGGAAAAAAAAGCAAUUAUUGUUUGGGCGUAUCAUAUUGAUUCUGCUGCGCGUUAAAAAUGUAAUAAUAUACGAAUAUUCGAAAUUAUAAACUAUAUACAAAUGUUGGUACGAAAUGUUGUACGACGACCAACCCAUAAUUAUUAUUUUGAAUUAUAUAUAUUUUUUAAAUAAUUAUAAUAAUUUAUACCUACUAAUAAUAUUACCUAUAAAUAUUAUGUUCUAAACUCAUAGUAU